ACAAACAACCAGUGCUUACAAGUCACCAAGUGCUGUGUUAUCGUUCCUUCCCUUCUUCAGUGUUUCUUUUGAGAUAGUGAGUGAAGGACAAAUCAUGAGUAGGGAAGGAGAUUGGUUGUGUGCUGCUUGCCAGUACUCAAACUUCAAGAGGCGUGAUGCAUGUCAAAAAUGUGGAUGUCCCAAGUAUGCAUCGCCCGAGGAUAUCUCCUCUUAUAGGAUACACAGAACAGAAGUCUUGCCUGGAGAUUGGUAUUGCACUGCAAUGAACUGUGGGGCUCAUAAUUACGCAAGCCGAACAAGCUGCUAUAGAUGCGGUGCAAUGAAGAGUGAUAACUGUGGGUACGGGGUUGGCAUGAUGGCACCUGGAGGUUACCUAUAUGAUUCCAGUGCCCUUCCUGGUUGGAAAACUGGUGACUGGAUUUGCACCAGAUAUGGAUGCGGUGAGCACAACUAUGCUAGCAGGACGGAAUGCCAUAAAUGCAAAAUGCUUAGGGAUUUCUGAACGCCGUCUAAGGCAGUGAAUCAAGGAAGAGAAUUAAGUACUUGUAUAAUUAGGAGUUAUCUCACUAUGAUCGGCAACAGUGACCCUCCUCAAACACAUCAAUUUUCUCUCUAGUCUUUCUUCUUUUCUCGUCCAAUAAAUUGUAGGUUCCUGGUAGACGACCAAAAUUUCAUUAGCAUUGUUCUGUAGUUAAUUUCUGAGAGAAGGGUUCCUAGCUAACAACAUUGUACGGUUAAUUAUUACAUGAAACUAAUGAAAUCCCUUCGUUUU
This is a messenger RNA of Coffea eugenioides, 772 nucleotides long. Its product is annotated as ranBP2-type zinc finger protein At1g67325. Gene Ontology annotation, molecular function: mRNA binding. The transcript is spliced from 4 exons. NCBI's taxonomy places the organism in Eukaryota, Viridiplantae, Streptophyta, Magnoliopsida, Gentianales, Rubiaceae. Bases 95 to 502 code for a protein of 135 amino acids. Gene Ontology annotation, cellular component: cytoplasm. The record is from RefSeq and is a predicted model, not a curated record.